UGUAUGUAUGAAUACAAUAUAUAAACUGUGAAAUUCAAUCAACUAGCUAGCUAGAUUGCUUGCAAUUAAGUGCUUCCUUCCUUUCUUUAAUUAUCUUAUUCUCUAAUCUAAAGUCUAUCAUAUUGAUUUUUACUUAUCAAAUUGAGUAGGGUUUUUUUUUUUUUGCCCCAAAAUUGUGUACGUAGGAAUUAGGAUAAUAGAUUCGUACCAUUUUUUAUUUUUAUUUUUUUAAAAAAAAAUAAAAUACUAGCUUUUUAUAAAGGUCAAGAGCGGAACAAAAGGUUGUCACAUGAGUACAGGGCCAAGAAUAAAAUGUGCAAGGGAACUAGACAAAAUUUUGUACAAUACUAAUGUAUGUAUAUAUAACAGUUUGAUAGAGUAUAUAAAUCAAUCUUGAGUUUUGAAGAUUGUUAAAUUAAGUACCUCUAAUUAGAAAAAAUUAAGUGUGUCUUAUUGCAAAACACUAUCCACCUAUCCUAAUUACCUAGAUGCAUGUUCUGAUAUGGUUUUGUUUUUUUUCUUUCUUUCUUUAGUAAUUAUUUUCAUUUUCUGUGCAAUCAAUAUAAUUUGAUAUAGUAAGAGUGUAAGACACUAAGACUACACAUUUAAGCUGACAUGUCUUUUUUUUUUUCUUUUUUCUUUUUUUUUUUUUUUGUCACAUGAUUUAACUAAUUUUCCUAAAAGUUUAUAAAAUUUCUUGUGUAGGUCAUAGUUUGUCAUUUUGGUGUUGUCUUUUGUUAUUUAACUCAAAAUUCACUUCACUUGCUGUAAGCCAUAAUAUAUAUUUUUGUAUAUACUAAGAUACAAAAAUCAUAUCCUCUUAAAUUUUGAGAGUAUGCAAUUGCUAGGUUGAAUUUAACGUCUUAAAUUGUCUUGGAUUCUCCCUAAGAAUGAAAUGAAGUUUAUUACUUUCUUGUUAUGGCAUGCAUUCUUUCUGCUCCUCUUCUCCUACAAUAAUGGGGCUAUCAUACAAGCUUUGAAGUAUGAUUAUUCAGCAACUACAGAGUGUUUGGAGGAAGCUUGGAAAGUUCAAUAUGGUGGAGGGAUCAUACAAAAUCCAGAAUUCGAUGAUGGUAUCGAAGAAUGGACUGUUUUCGGACCAGGGAGGAUCCAAGAAAGGGUAACAAAAAGUGGGAACAAAUUCAUCGCGGCUAUUAACAGGACACAUCCAUCUGAUGGCCUUUCUCAGAGGGUUUUGAUUGAGAGUGGAAAACUUUAUGCAUUUUCAGCAUGGAUACAAAUAAGCGAGGGCAGUGAAAUUAUAGCUGUUAAAUUUAGAAGCCCUUGUGGUAAAUAUCUCCAUGGCGGCACUGUCAUAGCCGAGCAAGGAUGUUGGAGCAUGCUUAAAGGUGGCAUCGUUGCAAAUUUUACUGGCACGGUUGAUUUAACUUUUGAGACUAAUAACACAUGUGUUGAAGUCUGGGUUGAUAAUGUAUCGUUGCAACCGUUUACUAAGAAGCAAUGGAGAUUGCACCAAGAAUCAACCAUUGCAAAGGUGAGAAAGCGAAAGGUGAAAUUUCAAGUGACAGACAAAAAGAAUGCAGCAGUAAGAGGAGCAAAAAUUACUCUGAAGCAAACAAAGGCAGGUUUUCCAGUUGGAUGUGAAAUGAACUUGAACGUCCUAAAUAGUACAAAGUACCGAGAUUGGUUUAUUGCAUCAAGAUUCUCAGUCACUGCUUUUGGGAACGAAAUGAAAUGGUAUUUCACAGAAGAAAAGACGCGAGGGAAAGAAAACUAUACCAUUCCUGACGCGAUGCUACAAUUCUGUGAGCAGAACAACAUUGAUGUUCGAGGUCACAAUAUCUUUUGGGACGAUCCAAAGUACCAACCCACUUGGUUAAAUCUCAAUAUCAACCCAAAGAAGUUGGAAAAACUAGUUGAAAAGAGGCUGAAAUCGGUUGUUUUGAGGUAUAAAGGGAGAUUGAUUCAUUGGGAUGUUAUGAAUGAGAACUUGCAUUUUAGGUUCUAUGAGAAUAAACUUGGUAAAAAUGCUUCAGCAGAGAUUUAUGCUAGAACUUACGAGCUUGAUCAAAAGCCGAUUUUGUUCAUGAAUGAUUAUAGCACGAUAGAGGAUAGCGAAGAUGAAGAGUCAAUGCCUGCAAAAUAUGCCAAAAAGUUGAAAAGGGUUGUUUCAUAUUACAAGGAAAGGAGUAGUGGUAAUAAGAUGUUGCCUAUGGGAAUAGGGUUAGAAUCGCGGUUUGCUCCUGGUCAGCCUAAUUUUGCUUACAUGAGAGCAGGAAUAGACUACUUAGCUUCAAUGGGGUUCCCUAUUUGGCUUACUGAAGUCUUUGUUGAUAAAGGCGCGAACCAGGCAGAGUAUCUAGAGGAAGUUUUGAGGGAGGGAUACUCACACCCUGCUGUCAAAGGAAUUGUGAUAUGGCCUACUUCGCCGUUUAGCAAGGAGUGCAAAAUGUGUUUGAUUGACAUUGAUCAAGACUUUAAGACCACACCAACUGGAGAUGUAAUUGAUAAGCUGAUCGAGGAAUUGUUGAGCUCGAAACCAUUGAAGAUUUCAACCAAUGGACAUGGUUUUUCUGAAGAAGUAGUGCUGCUUCUUGGGGAUUAUGAAGUUACUGUAAGGCACCCUGAAUCAAAUUCUUGUACUAAGUUGAAGCUCAAGGUUACUGAAGAUAAAUCAGCAAUGUUUGUGAAUGUUCAGCUUGAUAAUAAUUAGGGGUGAGCAAAACCGGGUACCCGGUCAAAAUUUUAGGAUCCGGACCCGAAAUUGGUUGGAACCGGGUCCUAAAAUUUGGAACCGGUACAACCGGGUCCUAAAAUUUAGGAAUUGGAAUUGGUUCCACCGGGUACCGGUUCCGAUUUUGGGUACCCACUUAUAUAUAUAAGUGUUGAAAUAUACAAAUCAUAAUAUUUUUU
This is a messenger RNA of Chenopodium quinoa (quinoa), 2874 nucleotides long. RefSeq names its product endo-1,4-beta-xylanase A-like. The transcript has 7 exons. Lineage: Eukaryota; Viridiplantae; Streptophyta; Magnoliopsida; Caryophyllales; Amaranthaceae. Gene Ontology annotation, biological process: carbohydrate metabolic process. Gene Ontology annotation, molecular function: hydrolase activity, hydrolyzing O-glycosyl compounds. The coding region runs from base 896 to 2674 and encodes 592 amino acids. The record is from RefSeq and is a predicted model, not a curated record.